Molecule: messenger RNA, 2470 nt
Organism: Porites evermanni
Lineage: Eukaryota; Metazoa; Cnidaria; Anthozoa; Scleractinia; Poritidae
Source: the annotation of a GenBank genome assembly
AUGUGCUCCAUUCAUCAAGCGAUAACUCGACGGAAUUCUCGACAAGUGCACCUUCUCGCAAAAGUGGGAUGCAACGUAAAUAGAUUUGAUUCUUGCAUGCAUACACCAAUGCGCCUGGUUUGUGACCUGGAUAACGAGCCUUUGGGGCUAUCCCUGGGGCGCCUUUUGCUUCACCACGGCGCCAGGGUCCACCAGAAGGAUGCGUUCGGCAUUUCAGUGUUUUCUUACGCAUGCAUCAAACAGCGCGUCAAGUUGGUGCAAUGCAUGAUCCAGGAAAGAGAGAUUGCCUGGCUGGAUCAAGACUGCAAUGGCAACACAGCUCUACAUCAUGCAGCAGCGACUGGUAAUUGCCUGAUUACACAGGCGAUUAUUGAGCAAAUGAGAAGAUAUGGCUUAGACAUUGACAAGAGAAACAAUCGCGGUGAAACACCACUGAUUUUAGCAGAAAGACAUGGACAAUUUUGGUGCGCUGAGCUUCUUCAGGUCAGCGGCAAAGCUAGCACUAAAGCACGUGAUGACGUCAUGUUUAAGAAUGCUGAGCAAUGGAGAUACACCCGCACAGAACUGACGCCAUUAAAGCUUUCAUCUUCCUUUCGGUUAGAAAAAUCAACAUAAUUUUUGCUUAAUUUGUUAUUAAAUACCACAUCAUUUUUCACCCUCCUGGUACUGCAUUUCACCCUCCUAAUCCUCCUCACUGACUGUCAUACACAUUUUUUUAUGGCGCUAUUCAGGAGACUUGCAGUGAGUUUAUAGGAGGGAAUUGUCAGUACAACUUUGAAGAUCCUUAGAGGGAAAGAACUAUUCAAGGAAGAAAGAGAAAAGAGAGGAUUGCAUUUGUUCUUCCCUUUGAUUUCCCUCCUGUAUCUGGAGGAGGACGUCAAAAGACAUUUUUAGACCUUUUCGUAGACUAAAACUAGUUUUCAGGAAAUGAGGCAAGGAAUAUAUAUUCAGGUUAGCCUACGUAGCUGGCGGAAUUAUUCGUCCUCGUGAGUGAGAUUUUGGCAGAGAAGCUGCCAUUCACAGCGAGAAGAAAACGCCGAAGGGGCGAACGAGAUCCCCAUUCUACGCGGAGACUGGCAACUUCUCUAUAUCACCACCUCUGCCUCGAUACGCGCUGACGUGACGAAUCCGCCAGCUACGCAGGCUAGUAUAUAGGUUUAAAAACGUUAAUUUAAGGGCCACCAUGGUUGUUUUCAUUUUGUUCUUGCUUUUAAGCGCAAAGUUUCCGAAGGUGUCCAAACAGCUCUUAGUAAACAAUAACACCAAGAGACCAAAUUCACCAAAUCAGAAAACGCACCUCUUUGGAGAAGGGAAAAAGCAAAUUGCUAACGCGGGUAAGUCGAAUCGACAUAGCUCAUCAUUAGGGAACUUACGCAAAGACGUUUUUGAGCCACGCACUUUAACCGGAAGCGAACUUUCUUCAUUCUUAGGCAGUUCCUUGGGCGGUGGUUUUUGCCCAAAGUUUGACGCAAAUCGUCUGUAUAAGAGUAUGGACAGAGAGAAAAUCAAAUUUGGUAGCGUUAGGGCGUAUUACAAGAGGAGAACGCAUCACUUCCGGUUGACGGGCGGCGCUCAAAACGUCUUUGCUUAACUAUCACAAACAGUGUUAAAAAAGGGUUUUCAAACAUUGUUUUUUAGUUCCCGGCUAGUAUUUACUACUGAAAACAAUGCAUGAUCUACGCAAUACUGUGCCCCUCUCGAGGAGAAGGGUUAGGAGAGAGGCCACGCCCUGCUCUCGCUAAUGUGGACCUGGGUUCAAGUCCCGGCGUCGACGGGUAGGUAGCAUAAGCAAAGACAUUUUUGAGCGAAGGAUGGCAACUGGAAGUGACUCCUCUUCCCUUUUAUUAAGCCUUGACGCUAACAAAUUUGUAUUACUGAGUGUCUUUACUUUUGUAGAGAGGAUUUGCCCGAAAAUUUGGGCAGAACCACCGCCUAAGGGUGAAAAAAUUUCCACCUUCGGUUACCGUCCGUCGUUGAAACGCUCGCUAUCCGUUGGUUAUGGCCUUUGCUUCGUGAAGGUUUUCCCUCUUCUCAAGAAACAACAUUUCCAAAUUCCAAUUUGAUCAGGAGGGUGGGACGAGUAUUGCUACCUCUUAAAGACUAUUACAAUUAUUACAAUUAUUAUUUCUUUUGACCGUUCACAGAAAAAUCGGUGAAACGAGAAGCUAUACCAAAACUGCUAAAGCUACUCAAGGAACAACAGAAUGACACCUUCCGAGCAGCAGCUAAACCUCCGUUUAACAGCAACGAAAAUUUCGACGAACUUCGGGACUCGUCGGAAGAUGAAAAUAGCCGAGUAAAAGGCGAACAAGUGACAAGAAUGAAACGAAGAGCUUUCUCGUUCGCUGGCUUACCUGUAUUAGCUUCCAACACGAUAAAAAAACAGGGUGAGGGUGUUUAUAGCAACAUGACUUUUAAGCAAGGUAGUGACGCAAACAAAGUUCACAAGUCGUUGAGGAGAAGAUCAUAA